Tripterygium wilfordii is the source of this 480-nucleotide messenger RNA. RefSeq lists its product as uncharacterized. Bases 1 to 480 code for a protein of 159 amino acids. NCBI's taxonomy places the organism in Eukaryota, Viridiplantae, Streptophyta, Magnoliopsida, Celastrales, Celastraceae. The transcript has 2 exons. The record is from RefSeq and is a predicted model, not a curated record.
AUGGUGAUCUCAGUGCACACUCUCCAACAGUCAUGCCAUCUUCCGGUGGAGUUUGAACACCGUGCUUAUUGGGCCAUCAAGAAGUUCAAUUUUGAUAUGAGGUUGGCGGGUGAUCAUAGACGUCUUCAAUUGAACAAACUUGACGAGUUAAGGACUGAAGCAUAUGAGAAUUCUCAAAUUUACAAGGAAAAGACGAAGGCGUUUCAUGAUAAGCUAAUUGCCAAGAAGACCUUUGAAGUUGGCCAGAAAGUCCUCCUCUUUGAUUCUCGACUUAAGUUGUUCCCGGGUAAACUUCGCUCUCGUUGGUGUGGACCAUUUGUUGUUACUAAUGUUUUCUCUCAUGGUGCAGUUGAAAUUCAGAAUCCAAAAACAGGGAGUACUUUUAAGGUAAAUUGGCAUCGGCUUAAGCCAUACCUUGAGUUGGUCAUAGAGUGGUUGGUGGAGAAUGUACCUCUCCGUGACCCUGAUGUUAGUGCAUGA